GCCGUGCGUCUUACCCGAUCUUCUUCAUCUUUGAUGCGCGAUUGAACUUGGAUCCAUGUCGGAUCAGAACCCUACCGGAACAAUGAUUCCCCACCAGAACCAGGGGGGAAUUCGACCACGGAAGCUCUUUUGGAGAAUCUGACUGCCAAAUUAACUCAGAUUCUCACUCAGAACCAAACGAACCCUCCUCUUCCAUCACCAACACCGCAGAAUGAUUCGGUUUCUUCUCAGAUUGCGAUUAAAUUAGAUGGAGCCAACUAUGGAUUGUGAUCUCAGGUUGUCGAGAUGUACAUCACCGGCAAAGACAAACUGGGAUAUAUCAACGGAGACUUUCCUCAGCCACUGCCUACAGAUCCUGGCUUUCGGAAGUGGAAAACAGAAGACUCGACUGUGAAAGAAUGGCUUAUCAACUCCAUGGCUCCGGCGUUGAUUGGCAAUUUCAUUCGCUUCCCAACAGCGAAAUCUGUCUGGGAUGCAGUUGCAACGACUUUCUUUGACGGAACGGAUGCCUCUCAGGUUUAUGACUUGAAGAGGCGUGUUGCUCGGAUGCGACAAGGAGGAGGAUCAAUUGAGGCGUACUACAACAACCUGCAGGGUUUGUGGAGAGAAAUUGAUUUUCGCCGCCCGAAUCCGAUGGUUUGCCUUGUUGAUAUCGAGCGAUAUAAUUCAGCUAUUCAGGAAGAUCGGGUCUAUAUCUUCCUUGACAGGUUGGAUGACCGCUUGGAUAAAGUUCGAGCGGACGUGCUUCAAAUGCAGCCUUUUCCCACAGUUGAGCAGGCCUAUGCUCGUGUCCGAUGGGAAGACGUACGGCAGAGUGUGAUGCUAGCACACGGAGAUACCACACACCUGUCUGCAGCUAUGGUGUCUCAAGGAGGCAAGAUGGGACUGCAGAUCUUCGACCGAACUCGAGACAUACCAGCAUUACAAAUGACAAAGUCGGGUGGUUUGACAAGAGGAGGUUGA
Syzygium oleosum is the source of this 963-nucleotide messenger RNA. RefSeq lists its product as uncharacterized. The coding region runs from base 286 to 963 and encodes 225 amino acids. NCBI's taxonomy places the organism in Eukaryota, Viridiplantae, Streptophyta, Magnoliopsida, Myrtales, Myrtaceae. The transcript has a single exon. The record is from RefSeq and is a predicted model, not a curated record.